UGGUAGCACUGAUCUGUGUGAAUAUCUUCAGUCUGUCAUUUAAGUUUGUGAAAAACUUCAUAUUUGGGCAAAGGGGUUCUGGAAUUUUUAUCGUUACCCCGCUUAGAUAAUUUAUAUGUUAGAUAUACAAAUUAAUGUGUUCUAAUGAAAAUAAACAUGAAUUUUACUUAUUUGUAAAACUCAUUUAAAUUCAUUGAUAUACAAAAGCAUUUCUUCAGCGUAAAUUUAAAUAUCAUGGCUUUUAGAAAAGGAAAGCGAAACUUAAAAUUGCAAGUUUCUGAUGAAGCUCUUACUCCAGUGACACCUCCAAGAAACUUAGAUAAAAGAACUACGAUAACUAUAGGUGAGAAAACAUUUGUCGUUGAGGCUGAUGAUUUAGAAACAUUGUGUAUACUUGGACGUGGAGCGUAUGGUGUAGUCGAUAAAAUGCGACAUAAACAAAGUGGUACCAUUAUGGCAGUUAAGAGGAUAACUGCCACGGUCAACACUCAAGAACAGAAACGUUUAGUUAUGGAUUUGGAUAUUUCUAUGCGUAGUUCAGCGUGUCCGUAUACUGUACAAUUCUAUGGAGCAUUGUUUAGAGAAGGCGAUGUUUGGAUUUGUAUGGAGGUGAUGGAUAUGAGUCUUGAUAAAUUUUACACUAAAAUCUACAAACAUGGACAUUCAAUUCCAGAAGAUAUCUUAGGAAAAGUGGCAUUCGCUGUAGUAAGCGCAUUACAUUACCUCUAUUCACAAUUAAGAGUUAUACACAGAGAUGUAAAGCCCAGUAAUAUUUUAAUUAAUCGAGAAGGGGAAGUUAAAAUCUGUGAUUUUGGAAUUUCUGGUUACCUUGUCGAUUCCGUUGCUAAAACUAUAGAUGCUGGCUGUAAACCAUACAUGGCUCCAGAAAGGAUAGAUCCGUCAGGAAACCCUUCACAGUACGACAUCAGAUCUGAUGUCUGGUCUCUAGGAAUUUCUCUUGUCGAAUUAGCUACUGGGAAAUUUCCUUACGAGUCCUGGGGAACACCAUUCGAACAAUUGAAACAAGUUGUUAAAGACGAAGCACCAAAAUUACCUUCUGGCAAGUUUUCAUCUAGUUUUGAGGAAUUUAUUAACAAAUGCUUAAUGAAGGAUUACACUGCUCGUCCAAAUUACAGUCAACUUCUGGAGCUUAGCUUUAUUAAAGAACAUGCAAAAAAAAAUACUGACGUUGCUGAGUUUGUCGGACAAAUUUUAGAUAUACCCGAUCUUGAGCAGCUUGCAUAGUAUAAGAAUUACUUAUAUAGAGUUUAUAUUGUAACUCUAAUGUACAUUUGUUCUUCACAAUGAAGUCAUUUAAUUUUAUUUUUUGUUGCGUCCCAUUAUAUGAGUCAAAUUAUUCAAAUUAUCCAAUUUGAUUUUAAAGUAAAAAAGUAGAAAAAUACAAUUUCUAAUUAUUGAAUCAUUCUCUGUAUACUGAUUAUACAUUUAUCGAUCCAUAUUAAAUUAUACAGUAGUGGAUCAAGACAUGUAAAUAUUAACAAAUAUUUUCUACAUAGUCUGAUAAUACAAAUUUACAACCUUAUAUCAACAUUGUUUUCCGCAUAAUUAAUGGUAAAUUAUAUUCAACCGUAAUAUAUUCGUUUUCUAAAGCAAUCUGAAAUUCGUUGUACCUUCGUGACGUACAUUCAACCUCUAAAUAAUUAAUAGUACUUUGACUAUAAUAAAGUCGCUUGAUA
This is a messenger RNA of Polistes canadensis, 1697 nucleotides long. RefSeq names its product dual specificity mitogen-activated protein kinase kinase 6 (gene lic). The record is from RefSeq and is a predicted model, not a curated record. Gene Ontology annotation, molecular function: MAP kinase kinase activity; ATP binding. Gene Ontology annotation, biological process: protein phosphorylation; stress-activated MAPK cascade. NCBI's taxonomy places the organism in Eukaryota, Metazoa, Arthropoda, Insecta, Hymenoptera, Vespidae. The transcript has 7 exons. The coding region runs from base 235 to 1245 and encodes 336 amino acids.